UGAUUUGUUAACUAUCAAACCUAGAAAAGUUGAAGUUUUUCCUGGCAUUCUCUAGAAGAAAACAUGAGAAACUUAAAUCUUUUUUUAUUUGCUGUGGUACUUAUACCCUCAAUUUAUGCAGCCGUUGGUCGCGCUAGACCAGAUUGUAGCUCUCAACCGAACGGUGCUAUUAUAACAGAUCCGAAAUCUUGUGCUCAUUACUAUCAGUGUUAUUUGGGUCGUACCUUUCGUAAACGUUGUUUGGGUGGUUUUUAUUAUGAUGAGAAAAUGAAAAUGUGUAAUUUCCCGCAAUUUGUUCAGUGUAAUGGUCGUGGUGUUAGAGGUUCUAGAGAAAAUAGUUCUAAGAAUUGUGGCGAAACUACUACGACUACACCUUGUAAUCCUCCUGCAGCUCCAACAACUACUACUACACCAUGUAAUCCUCCCGCAGCUCCUACAACUACUACUCCACCAUGUAAUCCUCCAGAUGCACCAACAACUACUACUACACCAUGUAAUCCUCCAGCUGCCCCUACAACUACAACUCCACCAUGUAAUCCUCCAGAUUCACCAACAACUACUACUACACCAUGUAAUCCUACCGCUGCCCCUACAACUACCACUCCACCAUGUAAUCCACCAGAAGCUCCAACAACAACUACUACUACACCAUGUAACCCUCCCGCUGUACCGACAACAACCACUCCACCAUGUAAUCCUCCAGCAGCUCCAACAACUACUACUACACCAUGUAAUCCUCCAGCUGCCCCUAAAACUACAACUCCACCAUGUAAUCCUCCUGCAGCUCCAACAACUACUACUACACCAUGUAACCCUCCCCCUGCUCCUACAACUACUACUACACCAUGUAAUCCUCCUGCUGCUCCUACAACUACCACUCCAACAUGUAAUCCUCCAGAUUCACCAACAACUACUACUACACCAUGUAAUCCUCCCGAUGCUCCUACAACUACUACACCACCAUGUAAUCCUCCUGCAGCUCCAACAACUACCACUCCACCAUGUAAUCCUCCUGCAGCUCCAACAACUACUACUACACCAUGUAAUCCUCCCGAUGCUCCUACAACUACCACAUCACCAUGUAAUCCUCCUGCAGCUCCAACAACUACUACUACACCAUGUAAUCCUCCCGCUGCCCCUACAACUACCACUCCACCAUGUAAUCCACCAGAAGCUCCUACAACUACUACUACACCAUGUAAUCCUCCCGAUGCUCCUACAACUACCACUCCACCAUGUAAUCCUCCAGAUUCACCAACAACUACUACUACACCAUGUAAUCCUCCCGAUGCUCCUACAACUACCACACCACCAUGUAAUCCUCCUGCAGCUCCAACAACUACCACUCCACCAUGUAAUCCUCCUGCAGCUCCAACAACUACUACUACACCAUGUAAUCCUCCUGAAGCUCCAACAACCACUACUACUACACCAUGUAAUCCUCCAGCUACCCCUACAACUACAACUCCACCAUGUAAUUCUCCAGAUUUACCAACAACUACUACUACACCAUGUAAUCCUCCCGCUGCCCCUACAACUACCACUCCACCAUGUAAUCCACCAGAAGCUCCUACAACUACCACUACACCAUGUAAUCCUCCAGCUGCCCCUACAACUACAACUCCACCAUGUAAUCCUCCAGAUUCACCAACAACUACUACUACACCAUGUAAUCCUCCCGCUGCUCCUACAACUACCACUCCACCAUGUAAUCCUCCUGCAGCUCCAACAACUACUACUACACCAUGUAAUCCUCCAGCAGCUCCAACAACUACCACUCCACCAUGUAAUCCUCCAGCAGCUCCAACAACUACCACUCCACCAUGUAAUCCUCCCGCUGCUCCUACAACUACCACUCCACCAUGUAAUCCUCCCGCUGCUCCUACAACUACCACUACACCAUGUAAUCCUCCAGAAGCUCCAACAACUACCACUACACCAUGUAAUCCUCCAGCAGCUCCUACGACUACCACUCCACCAUGUAAUCCUCCCGCUGCUCGUACAACUACCACUCCACCAUGUAAUCCUCCCGCUGCUCCUACAACUACCACUACACCAUGUAAUCCCCCAGCAGCUCCUACGACUACCACUCCACCAUGUAAUACUCCAGAAGCACCAACAACAACAACACCAUGUAAUCCUCCAGCAGCUCCUACAACUACCACUCCACCAUGUAAUCCUCCAGCAGCUCCAACAACUACCACUCCACCAUGUAAUCCUCCAGCAUCAGCACCAACAACUACUACUACACCGUGCAACCCACCAACAAAAGCCCCAACUACAACACCAUGCAACCCACCAACCAAAGCCCCAACUACAACACCAUGCAACCCACCAACUAAAGCCCCAACUACAACACCAUGCAACCCACCAACUAAAGCCCCAACUACAACACCAUGCAAUCCACCAACUAAAGCCCCAACCACAACACCAUGCAAUCCACCAACUAAAGCCCCAACUACAACACCAUGCAAUCCACCUACCAAACCCCCAACUACAACACCAUGUGGUAGCAAUGGUCAAAACUCAAACAAUGCCAAUAAACCCCAUAAAAAUAUAAUCCAACAAUUAUUAGGUAAGUUUCCAAACUUCUCUAUCACCCCCUCCUCGAUCACUCAACAGAAAAGAAUUAACAGCUUGUGUUUAAACAAACGUCCCGGAACUUAUGUAAGAGAUCCCAAAGAUUGUGCCACCUACUAUAUGUGUAACUUUGAUCAGACCAUUGUAAGCAAAUGUCCCCAGGGUCUUUACUUUGAUAGCGAAAAACGUUUCUGUAAUUUUGCUAAAUUUGUAAAAUGCAAUGUUUAAGUGUAAAUUGUUUAUGAAGAAUGUUUUAAAUAAUAAAGGCAGUUGAAAAAAA
Messenger RNA from Lucilia sericata (common green bottle fly), 2860 nucleotides. Its product is annotated as mucin-2-like. The transcript has 2 exons. The record is from RefSeq and is a predicted model, not a curated record. Lineage: Eukaryota; Metazoa; Arthropoda; Insecta; Diptera; Calliphoridae. Gene Ontology annotation, cellular component: extracellular region. Gene Ontology annotation, molecular function: chitin binding. Bases 64 to 2808 code for a protein of 914 amino acids.